CACGCGUACGUGUGUCGCGAGAUCCUGCGGGGCCUGUCCCACCUGCACCAGCACAAGGUGAUCCACCGCGACAUCAAGGGCCAGAACGUGCUGCUCACCGAGAACGCCGAGGUCAAGCUGGUGGACUUUGGGGUGAGCGCCCAGCUGGACCGCACCAUCGGGCGCCGUAACACGUUCAUCGGCACGCCGUACUGGAUGGCGCCCGAGGUCAUCGCCUGUGACGAGAACCCCGACGCCACAUACGACUACCGGAGUGACCUCUGGUCUCUGGGAAUCACAGCGAUUGAGAUGGCCGAAGGCGCUCCCCCGCUGUGUGAUAUGCACCCAAUGAGGGCUCUCUUCCUCAUCCCUCGCAACCCCCCGCCUCGCCUCAAGUCAAAGAAAUGGUCCAAGAAGUUCCAGAGCUUCAUGGAGAGCUGCCUGGUGAAGAACUACGUGCAGCGGCCGCACACGGAGAUCCUGCUCAAGCACCCGUUCAUCCGCGAGCAGCCCACGGAGCGCCAGGUGCGCAUCCAGCUCAAGGACCACAUCGACCGCACCAAGAAGAAGCGCGGAGAGAAGGAGGAGACAGAGUACGAGUACAGUGGCAGUGAGGACGAGGAUAACGACCCCGGCAACCAGGAGGGGGAGCCCAGCUCGAUUGUGAACAUGCCGGGAGAGUCGACGCUUCGAAGAGACUUCCUGCGUCUGCAGAAGGAGAAGGAGAACUCUGAGGCCCAGCGGCGGCAGCAGCAGCUGAUGCAGGCGGCGCAGGAGCGGCACAAGCAGCAGCAGAUGUUGGCCGAGCGGCACAAGCGCAUCGAGCAGGAGCGCGAGCAGCGCAGACGCCUCGAGGAGAGGCAGCGGCGCGACCGGGAGCUGCGCCGGGAGCAGCAGCGCCGAGACGAGGAACUGCGCCGGAUGGAGUUGGAGCGCCGGCGCCGAGAGGAGGAGGAGCGGCGCAUCGCCGAGCGCGAGCAGCAGGAGUACAUUCGGAGGCAGCUAGAGGAGGAGCAGAGGCAGCUCGAAAUCCUGCAGCAGCAGCUGCUGCAUGAGCAGGCGCUACUGCUGGAGUACAAGCGCAAGCAGAUGGAGGAGCAGCUUCAGGCCGAGAAGCUGCACCGGCGCCUGCAGCAGGAGCAGGCCUACCUCAAGCAGCUGCAGCAGGUGCAGGGUGGUGGUGGUGGUGGCGGUGGCGGCGGUGGCGGCGGCGUCGGCAAGGCAACCGGUGCGGCGGCGCCGGCCACCACCGCGGCAGCGGCGGCGGCUGCGGCCCACGCCAAUCAGCAGCAGCAGCUGCAGCAGCAGCAGCAGCUGUAUCACUACCAGAACCACAACCCCAGCGAGAAGCCGGCGUGGGCCAGAGAGGUCCAGUUGCGCUCCCUUAGAGGUGCCGCGCUACAGCAGCAGCAGCAGCAGCAGGCGCAAGCGGCCCCCCGCAACCCCCCCUCCGCCGUCGUGCAGCCCCCCGAAACCAUCCACUUUCACGGCGGCGGCGCCGGCUUCUCGCACCGCGCCGGCGCCGGGGGGCCCCGGCAAACGUCCCUGGAGGCGCCGGCGGCGGCGGCGUCGUCGGCCGACGAGUUGUUUCUGUCGGCGUCGGCGCCCGGCAACGCCCUGCGAGAGGCGCUACGGAGGAGGAGCAGGGGCCAGCGGCUGUCGGUGUCAUCGGAGGACGUGCGGGCGGAAGCCGAGAUGCCUGCGUGGCACCAGCAGCAGCAGCAGCAGCAGCACCAGCACCAGCAGAAGCAGCAGCAGCAGAAGCCCAGCGCCAGCGCUUGGCAGCCGUCGGAGAAGAUCACUUUCACUCCCUUCGCCCGGCAAGAUGCCAAGGCUCAAGCGGCCCCAGCGAUGCAGCACCAGCACCAGCAGGGAGCCCCCCACCACCCGCAGGGCGCCCCUCAGCACCAGCAGGGAGUCCCUCAGCACCAGCAGGGAGCCCCUCAGCACCAGCAGGGCACCCCCCAGAAGCCCCAGCAGCAGCAGAAAUGGUUCCAGGUGCGGGUUUUCCCACCGUACCGCGGGUCGCUGGACGACCAGGGCGUGCCGGCUCCGGCGCCGGCUCCGGCUCCGGCGGGGCUGGCGCGCAGCUCGUCGUGCCGCCUGCGCGCCGCCCGCCGCUCCGUCUCCUCCGAGGACGUGCGGCUCGACGACGGGUGGGCCGCCGUGCCGGCACCGCUGGCGCCGCUGGCGCGGGGGGGGCUGGCGCCCGAGAUGGCGGCGUCCAGCCCGGCGCUGGCGGCGGCGCCGACCGGCGGGAAGAUCGCCGCCGUCUCCGUGCCGGCGCUGCCGCCCAAGCGCCCCCCCCCUCCCGCCGUGGGGGGGCGACGCGGCGGCGCUGGCGGUGCCGGCGGCGGGGGGGGCGGUUUGCGUCGGCCGUGGAGCUGUCGGCGUGGAGCCGCGUCGGCCGGGUCGAGGUGCCGCCGGAGCCGCUAGCGCCGACACAGCCGCUAGCGCCGGCGCCGCGCGGCAGCGCCGCGGUGCACACCUCGGCCCUGUCCCUGUCGGGCGCGGCCUUCGUGGAGAUGAUCACCAGGCG
Molecule: messenger RNA, 2518 nt
Organism: Lethenteron reissneri (Far Eastern brook lamprey)
Lineage: Eukaryota; Metazoa; Chordata; Hyperoartia; Petromyzontiformes; Petromyzontidae
Product: TRAF2 and NCK-interacting protein kinase-like
Biological process (GO): protein phosphorylation
Cellular component (GO): cytosol
Molecular function (GO): ATP binding; protein kinase activity
Source: RefSeq, a predicted model, not a curated record